Rana temporaria (common frog) is the source of this 1799-nucleotide messenger RNA. It is a transcript of the gene PLAAT1, whose product is annotated as phospholipase A and acyltransferase 1. Bases 255 to 764 code for a protein of 169 amino acids. The record is from RefSeq and is a predicted model, not a curated record. Gene Ontology annotation, biological process: N-acylphosphatidylethanolamine metabolic process. Lineage: Eukaryota; Metazoa; Chordata; Amphibia; Anura; Ranidae. Gene Ontology annotation, molecular function: A2-type glycerophospholipase activity; glycerophospholipid phospholipase A1 activity. The transcript has 4 exons. Gene Ontology annotation, cellular component: cytoplasm.
CUAUAGCUGCGUAUGAUGUGCUCCUCAUCACAUGACUGGGUACCACGCUGCAUCCAGAAGCAGCUCUUUUGCUGGAUGUAUAAGUAGCAGAGCAUUUUGAUUGGUGGCUGAGGGAGGCCUUAUUUGAAUAACAAUUACUGCUGCAACGCAUGACACAUCUGUGUCGAAGCCAUAAGGUACCAGCGAGCACCUGUCCCCAGGAGAGCGAGGCUCCUGUGUGUGCACCGUGGAGAUGAGAUGCCCGGCUCAGACCGAUGGCUUCAAAUGACAUAAACAAUGAGGAUGUCCCCAAUAAUCUCCAGCCCGGGGACCUGAUUGAAAUUUUUCGACCAGCAUAUCAGCAUUGGGCACUAUACCUUGGUGAUGGUUACGUCAUCAACGUGGCACCUUUGGAAGAGAGCACCGCUGCUUCAUUUUCAAGUGCAAAGUCUGUCUUCAGUAGAAAAGCCCUUGUGAAAAUGGAGCUGCUAAAGGACGUGGUGGGAAAUGACACUUACAAAGUGAACAAUAAGUAUGAUGAUAAAUACACCCCACUUUCAGCUGAAGAAAUAAUCCAGCGGGCUGAAAUUCUUAUUGGCCAAGAAAUAAGUUAUGAUCUAUUGGGGAAUAAUUGUGAGCAUUUUGUGACACUUCUUCGCUAUGGAGAAGGCGUAUCUGACCAGGCAAACAGAGCUAUCAGUGCUAUUGGAUUCGUAACAGCAGCUGCUGGAGCUUUCUCGCUUCUGGGAAUGUUUCAAAAUAAAUCAAGACAAGGACAAUACUGAUGAAGAACAAAAAGACUUGUAAACAAAUGACUGGGACAAAAACAUUUUUUUUUUACUAUUGUACUGAUUCGAAAUACUGCAUUACUGGAAAUAGCUUGAAAAAUGCAGCUGUCUUGAACUAAAAGCACAAUCCUUAUCACUUGAAUCUGAUGCGUGUUUGAUUAUUUUAUUUUGUAUCUCAUUAUAAGCUUUGCCAUUUCCUCUUUCUAAUAAAUAUGACAAUAUAAGGCCCCAUGUACACAGGGUGUUAGCUAACAUUUGUAAAUGCUUAAAGAAGGGUUUAGGCGUGCUUAGGCACGUCAAGCGUUUGGGUGUUAUUUAAUUUAAUUGGCCAGAAUUCUGGCCAUUGAAAUGAAAUAACAAUCAAGCAUUAGACAGCCUAGCAUUUAAAUGCAUUUAGACAUGUUUACAUGAGUCAAGAGUUUUUUACUGCCAAAACUUAGCUGUUCUUGGAUGCUUCAACUAUUUUUUUUCUGCGUCUAAAUGCCCCUGCCUCUAAACUCCUCUAAAUGCCGAUGUAUGCAUGGACACAUAAGCCAAAAAAAAAAGGGGGUGUUUAGGGGCAGCAAAAAUAAAGCCAGACACGCCUAAAAGCAACAUUAAAAUGUUGUAUAUGCAUAGGCCCUAAAAGCAUAGUGUGAUCGUUAAUUUUAUGAAUAGUAUUUUUUACUUAAGUUUUUGUAAGCAUUUACUCUACAAGAAUACAUUGCACACAGUGUAGAAUGUUCAAUGUUAGUUUUUGUCAUGGUGGAUCAUUAAGAACAUGGAAUGUUGUAUGUAGGUGUGCAGCAAUCAAGGAACUAGGACUAACUGGUAUAGAGUUGUUUAAAAACACAGUAGGAAAGUUGACAUGGUAUGCAGACUAUUGGUAAUCCUCAGGGCACUUUGCAAGACAUCAAGUAACAUUGCAGUAUGUAGACAAGGUUUUUCUUAAAGCCGAAUGUAGCUUGAUAUCAUAUGUGUGUUUCAGUUAUGUAAUUGCUGAAUGAUUUCAUUAAAAGAUCAGAUUGUGUCACAAAAGUAUCAAGAGGGAAA